ACCACCACACGAGCGGGACACGGGAACUAUUGCCUCAACUUGGUCGCAACGGAGGUGUGCCGAGUGAAAGCGAAAGGAUAAGACGUGUGUUCGAGGGCGUAUUGGGAAAGAUUAUAAGUUUGCCAAAAAAAAUAUAUAAGUAGAUGUGCUGUGAAGAGUAAAAAAAAAGAAUAAAUAAAUAAAUAAGAAGGAAAACCAACACUUAUCGAAAGAGAUCAGAAGUGGUGUUAAAAAUCUUAUCUAUACGUGGAAUAUCCCAGAAAAGUUUUGCCAAAAUGUCAAGUGAACUUUAAUACCCUUUAUUUAAAUGUUGGGUUGUGAAGCUAACGGAACCAACCGUCACUAAAAAAAUAAAUAAAUAAAUCCCCAAAAUCCAAGCUAUAAAUCUCCGGCAAACGUUUCCAGCAACAGCAUCAUGGGCGUGAGAAGAUCGUGGGCGUCGAGGGGCGGCUGGACGACGUUACUAGUCCUCCUGGUCGUGGGCGUACCUGCCUCGAGAGCGCUAAACAGGAGGUCGGCAGCAGCUGACCCCACGCCCGUCGCUAAGCCCAACCUUGCUGCCCUCAGCGGACUGGGCGGCCUCAGCGCGCUAGCAGGCGCAAACGGAGGCAGCGGCGGCAGUAGCUCUUGCAACAACCAGGACUUGCUCACAAACCUGCUGGUGUAUCAGUACCUGUCCGGCUCCAUCCCCGGCGGUUCAUCUCCCGGCUCAAACCCUGAACUGAGGGCGCUUCUGGGAUCGGCAUCGGCCACGACGACGGUGACCUCGGUUUCGACUUCGCUGACGACCCUCGUAGUCGAAGUGGAGCCGACGACGCAGUUCACGACCUCGACGACCUCCUACGUCACCACGCUGACCUCGAUCGAAACCAAGGUCAUCCCCGUCAUCUUCCGAGGCUCUAAGAUCACCACGACCGUCAGUGAAUCUUCGGAGGAGGUCAUCACUGCAACAGAAUACUUCACCGAGUCGUCCGUGUUCACGCCGUCCAUCGUCCAGACACUCCCGGUGCACAUCACAGUCACGGCCACCAGUACAAGAGGCUUGAAUGGCCGGUUCACCUUGGCCAACCUGACCCCUGGGCCGACUUCGGUCGUCCAUCAGCCGAUCUCCACUGCGACACUCGACCUCGACUCUACGGGUCUCGACCUGGCGAACCUCGAUCUCUCGCAGCUGGAUAUCUCUAGUCUGGUGGGAAGCAGCGCUGGAUCUGACCAGGACAGCAACCAGAUGCUCUCUGUUCUGUCGUCUCUCCUGCAGCAGUAUGACGACACUGGGGCACCCGCGCCCUCUGGCCUGGCCCCAAGCAUCUCGAACGACAGGAGGCAGCCAAGUGGGGGCUUCAGAAGCAACAGAUUCAGCAGCAGUGCCAGCAGCAGCUUCCAAGACGACUACGUGGACUACGAGGAGCCCGUUGACGACACGCCCAAGUUUAAUGUGCUGCGAGGCUUCACCCUGAGCGACCGCGUGGCCAGCUCCUCGUCGGGCGGAGGCACCGGAAGGGCUGCCACGGACACGCGCUACAGCAAGUUCCAGCGCAAGGAUCGCGUCACCAACAAUGGAAUCGCCACGACCGAAUCUAGUGCGAGGGACCGCGAGAGCGAGCCGUUCCAAGCCUCAACGAGACGCCAGUCAUUCUCCAGAGCGUCUGGGAAUCGUCGAACAACGACCGGAGGACAGAGGAGAAGCCGAGCUCCAAGUACCAGGUUCGUGCCGGCUACUGAAUCCCAGUACUUCGAGGAAGUCAAGUUCCGUCCAUUCGGUGCACGUCGGGAUCGGGAGACCACGUCCUCGCGGCGUCGUAGCGGACGCCUGGACGACCCAGAGCAGCCAGCCACGCGCAGCACAUCUGUUUCCAAACCCACACCGAGUAACGUGCGAACCACAGUCCUAACUAUGUAUCUCAGCGGCUCCGAACCUGGGGAGUUCCACACUUCUCUCCGUACCGUCACUCUGCGGUCCCUUCCCUCCAGUCGUAAUCGCCGAGACGUGGACCACCAGUCGACCACCAAGAUCCUCCCAACAGCCACAGAAACGCCAGCCGCGGCAGGAUACACGAAAGCCUUGGAUUUGCCCAAAGCCGCUGAUCCAAAGGAAAUAGUUCAAGUUUUGAAGUCAUUAGACUCGUCCCAGGUCAAACAGAUGCUAAAAUCGUUGCAGAAAUGGGUGGACUUCUACAGUCACGAAGUCCUCGACGAAUCCCACAACAACAUAGUUCCAGAGCUGACUUCGUCCAUCAACCUCGAGUCCUCAGGAGUGGAGAACGAGGCCACGACAGAACUGAACCUGACACCCACAGCAGUCACGGGUUCCCCUUCAGCUACGAACAACCUGUGCCACGCUCCCCCGACAGUCACCCAAACUGUCUACCGCACGAUGGUGGUUACGACGACGGUCUCGGAAGUCUGAGCAACUUAGGCUGACUUGAGACGUCCAAAAAGAAACUGUCAGGAUGUGGCGACGUCCCCUCAAGUCCCUCCUGGAGAGCGGCAGGUGGGGGACACCCAAUAGCCCGGUGGUAUUUAUGAGUGCGAAAUCCAGCCGAGGUUGGCAUACCAAUCUUGGCUGGUAUGCCGGUGCUGUACAUAGCUGUAUUGUAUGAAUCUCUAGCCUGUACAUAGCAUGUGCGUGUUCUCGUGUGGUCGUUGUGUGCGAGUGAGAGACCCACCCAGCUCAAAAUAAUCCAAAUGCCUCAAGGACGUCAAGGAUCACAGGGCCCGCGCCAAAGACCAGCGGCCCCGCGUGUCAUGACAAACGUUUAGCGUUAAGUGUUAUCCCUCUUUACGUAGGUCUAACUCGUGAAGCUCUUCCGGUGAUCACGUCUCACCUUUUUGCCUGUUUCCCUCUCGCCAGGAACUGAAACAGAAAGGAGUGAUAUAAAAAGCCAGAGGAGCUGUGACGGCAGCAAGGUACUGAAUUUCAUAGAGGUCAUGUUUUGUCUGGGGCGUCAAAAAUGGAUAUCAUUUGGAAAAAAAAACAAAUCGGUGAAUCGCUUUCAAGCAAAUUCGCUACCUCUCCCCUCAGCAGAAAAAAAGAAAAGUAAAUAUCAAAUCCCCUUACACAUUACCAGUCCUGUUAUUACUGAUAAAGAUACAUAACGGACGUCGUUUUACUGAUCGAAUGAAAUUACUCUGUAACGAAAACAUGACCAUAAUGGUUCAGGAACUAUGCUGUAGACUUUCGAAGUUAGAAGCAAUGUUGAUUUCCAGCCAGUGCUCUUCCAAUACUUCGUUGGAAAAGGUUUAAUAUUGGUAUGUAUCAUAUCAGGUCACUUUUGGAAAUAAAACUAAUUGUCAUAUAUAUUUUCUUAGUCAAUAUGUAUAUCAUUAAUAUUGGAAUCAUAUCUUGAGGAGACUUUCGGGUAUUAAAUAGUUGCAAAAAUGUUCAUUAAAAAAAAAAAAACCUGAAAAUUAAGAAUGUUAAUUAGAUAAGCCUUUUCUUCCCCUUUUUAAAAAUGUCUUUUUUUUGCCUGAAGUAUUUCCUCAGAUAUCAUUUCUCCCGAUUGUUAUUCAUAAACCAAUGUAUUCUCGAGUGUAUUCAGUAUUGUAUGUCUUGUUAAUUCUGUAGAGUCUAUAAUAUUUAGCCUUUCUGAAAAAAGUGUUCGUUUAGAGACACAUUUCUUUUCUUUUUUUAUGUAUGUAUUUAUCAUUUUUUUUCUUCCUUUAUUAUUAUUUUGCUCGAAGGGGCAUUUCUAUCAAAGGUUUGAUCAUUAGCAGUUUGCUGUAGUAACCUUGCAAUUUUGUAAGUAUUAUGUUAUUAAAAGAGAUGGACGUAGGUAUUUUCACUGACAAUGCUACUUCACCAAAGCUAAUGCCAGGACUGUAAGCUUUGUAUAUGAUUCUGCUUUGAUGAAGGGAUUAUAUUUCUGCAACCAAAUAAUAAAGUUAGAUUUUAUUUUUCAUUUUUUCAUAGAACUUUAGACAAAGGAAAUGUCACAAUCGAUAUUGUAAGAUAUACAAAAAUUGAUUUAUCGAAAUUCAUGGACUUAAAUUCUGAGAUAAUUGUAAUUAUAGAGUUCUCAGUGGUUCUAAAGGAAAAAAAAAAGAUAAUUAAGUAUGUGGAAUAUGUAUUUAAUUGAUACUGUGUGACACUUUUGAGUAGGAGAAUGGACCAUUUUUUUAUCUGAAUGAGUUAAAAAUCCCUGUACGGGGCAUGUGUAAAAUUAUGCACUAGAUUUAAGGUCUAUUACAGAGAGCAGGAAGAAGAAAAAAACACAGAAAGAAGAAAGAGUAGUGUUCGAUUGGCAUAAAAAAAAACAUUAAACAGUCUGUCAUGCUGAAUGAAAGGCAGGAAAGGAAAACGAACACAAAAGAAGAUUAUUCAAAAGAUAAAUUCCUUUCUUUGCAUAACUCUUACUUUGUGUAUCGUAUUUUUUUUCUCUCUCUCAAUCGAUUGGCAGAUAUUUCAAAAUCUGUAUCUAAUCUGAAAACCAAGACGAAAUCGAACGUUUUAUUUUUUGUAUAUGUAUAAUUAUCGGCGACGAGCAAAGGCCUCGUCAGUCCCUGUAUAUAUAUAUAUAGAUAUAUGUUUCCACAAGGUCUUUCUUCUGUGCUGGAAGAAGGCUGGUGACAUUGCUCAAGGAGGAAGACGUGUCUCAUGGGCACAGUUAGUCUUGGGAGCUGGCCAUCAAGAAACGAAGAGAUAUUUUAUUUAUUCAUUAUUGUGUCUUUAUCAUUUUGUUUUUUUAGAAAUUUCUUCCAAUUCUUCCUGUAAUAAUUUUCUUUCAAGAAUGUAUCAGCUGAACGGAUUGUGAAAUCUUGUUUAGGAUUAGAGAGCAAGAAAUGGGAAGCGACGAUUGGACCCUCGGAAAUAAUCGUGUAAUUAUGAACAAGAUUAUUAGGAAAAAAAAAUAUAUAUAUAGGAAUUUGACUUUCACAUAGUGAUGGACAGAGGGAAGAAAAAAAAGAAAUAACUACUAUCACGCUGCAAUUGACACUAGCAGCACGUGCAAUAGUGGAAUACAUCAGAAGGAGGAACCCGCAUGGAGGUCGAAGAAAAAUCAAUCAACAAACUUUUUUGUGGAAAUGCAAAAAAGAAAGAAAGAAAAAAAAAAGAAUUGAUUUUCAACGAACCUUCCAGGAGAUAAUAUUAAGGACAAACUCUAUUAUUUCGAUCAAUUUUAUUUACUUUCACCGUUAUAUCACUAAUAACUAAAGUGUAGGAUAAUGUAUAUAUGACUAUUUUAAGAAUAUGAAUAAACAUUUUCUAAUAA
This is a messenger RNA of Penaeus indicus, 5210 nucleotides long. RefSeq lists its product as uncharacterized. Lineage: Eukaryota; Metazoa; Arthropoda; Malacostraca; Decapoda; Penaeidae. The record is from RefSeq and is a predicted model, not a curated record. The transcript has 4 exons. Bases 416 to 2407 code for a protein of 663 amino acids.